Candida albicans SC5314 is the source of this 2517-nucleotide messenger RNA. It is a transcript of the gene DAP2, whose product is annotated as Dap2p. The transcript has a single exon. Bases 1 to 2517 code for a protein of 838 amino acids. Lineage: Eukaryota; Fungi; Ascomycota; Pichiomycetes; Serinales; Debaryomycetaceae. The record is from RefSeq and is a predicted model, not a curated record. Gene Ontology annotation, biological process: proteolysis. Gene Ontology annotation, molecular function: serine-type endopeptidase activity; dipeptidyl-peptidase activity.
AUGACUAGUAUACGUUACGACUAUUUUAAGGAAUCUGGUGGGAGUGAUGGAGGUCUGCCAACAAGAACAAUAAUAUCCUAUAAACGAUUCAUUUAUGUUGGUACUUUAUUGGCUAUUUUGAUCUAUGGAAGUUCAUUUUUAAUUACAACGAUAGAGAAUUUCACAUUAAAAUUUGAAUCACAAUCAAUAUCAUCAAUAGAUAGUUUCAAAGGUGAAAGACCAGAUUAUGCCAGUCCGUCACUGAAAUCAACAGAUUUUAAGGGCAAAAUCCCUUUUUCGAAAGAAGUUUAUGAUAAACAUAUCUUAUCUCCCAAAUUACAUUCAAUACAAUGGAUUAGAGCUCCAGAAUCCAUACAUGAUGAUAGAGGUACUUAUGUCAUCAAAGAAGAUAAAGACGACAAAGGUUUUCGAGUUGUGGUGAAAUCUAUCGCUGAUGAAGAAUAUGAAAAGGAAUUAAUUGGUAAUAGUAUAUUCAAAUACAAGGGAGAAGAGCAUGAAAUCGUUGACUAUUUUGCCUCCCCAGAUUUACAAAAAGUAAUUUUAAAAACCGAUGUCACAAGUCUUUGGAGAUAUUCUUCAAUAGCUUAUUAUUGGGUAUUGGAUAUUAAUAAUGGAGAUAUCAAACCAGUUUUCAAUGAUGUUGAUAAGAUUUCUACAGCAUCAUGGUCUCCUGAUUCUUCUAAAAUUGCUUUUAUUUAUGAAAAUAAUUUAUAUUACAAAUCUUUACAACACGAUGAGAUUGUUCAAAUUACUUUUGAUGGUUCAACCGAAAUAUUCAAUGGGAAACCAGAUUGGGUCUAUGAGGAAGAAGUUUAUGGGUCCGAUCAUGUAUUUUGGUGGUCUCCUGAAUCAGAUAAAGUGGCAUUCUUGAGAUCAAAUAACACUCAAGUCCCAGAAUUCAUUAUACCAUUUUAUGCUCAAUCCGAUCAUCAAGAUUAUCCUGAGAUUGUCAAGAUUAAAUAUCCUAAAGCUGGUUAUCCUAAUCCUAUUGUUGAUGUAUUAACUUAUGAUUUAAACACCAAAAAUUUACAUAACCACCAUUUGAAAUCAGAAAAAAUCAAUUUAGAAAAUAGAUUAAUCACUGAAGUGGUAUGGAUUGGUGAUUCAUUAAAAGUGAAAACAUCAAAUCGUCAUAGUGAUUUAUUAGAAAUUUUCCUUGUUGAUAAACAUGAAAAAGUUAACUUGAUCAGAACUUUAACUGCUUCUGACUCAUGGUUUGAAGCAACUUCAUCAACACUUUACAUUCCUGCUAAUAAAACUUUGGGUAGAAAAUACGACGGAUAUUUGGACAUUGUUGUUGAAAAUGGCUACAAUCAUUUAGCUUAUUUCUCUCCACCAGAUAAUUCUGAAUAUGAAUUAUUAACUAAAGGUAAUUGGGAAGUAACUGGUGGAGUUACAUUUGAUUUCACUUCUAAUACGGUGUAUUUUACAAGUACAGCCAAAUCACCAAUUGAAAGACACAUUCAUUCAAUUAACUUAUUAGAUAGAUCAGAUAAUGGGUUACCUUAUAUUAAAGAUAUAACUACAAAAGAAGGUUGGUAUCAAUCGUCAUUUUCAUCGGGGGCAAGAUUUUUAUUUUUAUCUGAAUUGGGGCCUGGUGUUCCUACUCAAAGAGUUAAUGAUUUGAAAAUGCACAAGAAUGUUAAAACUAUUGAAGAUAAUUCCGAGUUGGUUGAAACAUUGAGGAAUUAUGUGGUUCCAGAAGUUAAAUAUUCACAAGUAGAACUUGAUGAUAAAGAAACCGGUCAACCAUUUUUAGUUACUGCUAUGGAAACCUUGCCAUUAAAUUUUGAUAAAACCAAGAAAUACCCGGUGUUGUUUUAUAUUUAUGGUGGACCAGGAUCACAAACAGUAACGAAAAAAUGGGCACUUUCAUUCAGUUCUUUGAUAGCUGCUGAACUAGAUGCUGUAGUUGUCACAAUUGAUGGAAGAGGUACUGGGUUUAACAAUUUGAAUUAUAAAUUAGGAUCUAAAUUCAAAUUUAUUGUCAGAGAUAGAUUGGGUCAAUAUGAACCAAUUGAUGUUAUAUCGGCAGCUAAUAAAUGGGCAGAAAAAUCAUAUGUUGAUCCUGAAAGAAUAGCGGUUUGGGGUUGGUCAUAUGGUGGAUUUUUAACAUUGAAAACUUUGGAAACUGAUAUUGACAAUCCAAUUUUUAAUUAUGCAGUGGCAAUUGCCCCCGUCACGAGAUGGAGAUUAUAUGAUUCCAUUUAUACGGAAAGAUAUUUAAAUACACCUCAAGAAAACCCUAAAGGAUAUGAAACUGGAUCUAUUCAUAAUGUUACUAAUUUCAAACAUGUUAAGAAAUUUUUCAUUGGUCAUGGUAGUGGUGAUGAUAAUGUUCAUGUUCAAAAUUCAUUACAAUUAUUAGAUGAAUUUAAUCUUGCUGAAGUGGAAAAUUUUGAAUUUAUGAUAUUCCCUGAUAGUAAUCAUGGAAUGAAUUAUCACAAUGGGUUUAAUGUUGUCUAUGAUAGAAUAUUAGAUUUUUUCAAAAGAGCAUUUGAUUGGGAAUUUGUAUAA